Messenger RNA from Hevea brasiliensis (rubber tree), 1500 nucleotides. Its product is annotated as metal tolerance protein 1. The record is from RefSeq and is a predicted model, not a curated record. Gene Ontology annotation, biological process: zinc ion transmembrane transport. NCBI's taxonomy places the organism in Eukaryota, Viridiplantae, Streptophyta, Magnoliopsida, Malpighiales, Euphorbiaceae. Gene Ontology annotation, molecular function: zinc ion transmembrane transporter activity. The coding region runs from base 205 to 1434 and encodes 409 amino acids. Gene Ontology annotation, cellular component: vacuole; plasma membrane. The transcript has 2 exons.
UCAAAAUUGAGCAUAAGAGUCGAAAUCCCAGCGGAAAAACAUCUACAUUCUAAAGGAGGAAACAAAUCCGAUGGAGGUUUGUUAAUAGUUGGCUCUUUCCAUAUAUUAGUCACGAUUCAUACCCCAAUAUUUUCAAUUCUUCUGUAUAAAUCUCCUUCAACAUCUUCAACAACAUUACCCAACGGCCAUAAUCCUCUUCACAAGAUGGAAGCGCAAAAUUAUGAAUCUGCACAUAUGAUUGAGGUCCAUGGAGAUCUACCGACUACGGAAAUAAAUUUGGGUGGGAGUAAGAUUUGUGGAGGAGCAGCAUGUGGAUUUUCAGAUGCUAGAACCAGUUCUAAAGAUGCGAAAGAACGGUCAGCAUCGAUGCGGAAGCUUUUGAUGGCAGUUGUACUUUGUAUUGUCUUCAUGAGCGUAGAAGUUGUUGGAGGAAUCAAAGCCAAUAGUCUUGCCAUCUUGACAGAUGCAGCUCAUUUGUUAUCAGAUGUUGCAGCCUUUGCAAUCUCCUUGUUUUCACUUUGGGCAUCAGGAUGGGAGGCAACCCCACGUCAGUCUUAUGGUUUUUUUAGGAUUGAAAUACUUGGUGCACUGAUUUCCAUCCAGAUGAUAUGGCUUCUUGCCGGGAUCCUUGUGUAUGAAGCCAUUGCUAGACUGAUCUAUGAUACUGGUGAAGUUCAGGGCUUUCUUAUGUUUGUUGUUUCUGCAUUUGGUUUGGUGGUUAAUAUUGCCAUGGCACUCUUAUUGGGUCAUGAGCAUGGUCACCACCAUGGACAUGGUGUGGAUGAGCAUGGCCACAGCCAUGAGGAUCAUGUUCAUGGACAUAGCCAUGGGAUAAGCAUAGCUACAAAUCAACACCAUCAUCAUCAUCAUUUGGGAAGCUCACAGGACAAUGAUCAGCAUUAUCAUACACAAGAAUCAGAUCAAUCUGAGCCUCUGCUUAGGACUUACUCAGGAGGUGAAGCUAAAAUGAAAGAUGGACCUAAACAGAAUAAACAACGGAACAUCAAUGUGCAAGGAGCUUAUCUUCAUGUGUUGGGGGAUUCCAUACAGAGUGUUGGGGUGAUGAUUGGCGGGGCAAUAAUUUGGUAUAAACCAAAAUGGAAGAUUAUUGAUCUGAUAUGUACACUUGUAUUCUCAGUAAUUGUAUUAGGCACAACAAUCAGGAUGUUGCGGAAUAUUUUAGAGGUUCUGAUGGAGAGUACACCAAGAGAGAUUGAUGCCACUAGGCUUGAGAAGGGUCUUUGUGAGAUGGAUGAGGUGGUUGCCAUUCAUGAGCUGCACAUCUGGGCCAUAACAGUUGGGAAAGUUUUAUUGGCUUGUCAUGUGAAGAUCAAGCCUGAAGCAGAUGCUGACAUGGUACUAGACAAGGUCAUAGACUACAUUAGGAGAGAAUACAAUAUUAGUCAUGUGACCAUUCAGAUUGAGCGCCAAUAGAUGGAACGGAUGCAAUCGAUUGUAGAAAUUAUAAUAAUUUAGUUUAUAUUUCGUUUUUCUUCUCAA